AAAACUCUCUUCAGGCGCACGUGUCCCGAUUUAACUUUAAUAGCUCCCUCGACAUAGGUCUAAUUUUGAAAAUCUUCAUCUAAAAGCCCCAGGGAGCUCUGGACAUUGCGGAAGGUUCACUUCUGAUUCCUCCGGAAGGGUAGCAAAAUCUCAAUCGAGAAUCACUAUGAGGAACUUUUCAAGCUUUCCUGAGAAAUUCAGCGCUGCUAAAACCAAACCUAUGCUUCUUAUCAUUUCCUGCCUCAUUCUUUGCGGAGCACUGAGAGCUCUGUGCGCUUUAGUCAAUUCAGCCGAGCUACCCCAUAUGGCAUCGGUGGAUCGCACCCCGUUGCUUCUGUCGCAUUCGGAAGCAGAUAUCGAGCCCCUAGAAGGAGCUGAGUUGAGAAAUGCUGUUGGCGCGGCCAAAGUUUCACCUCAAUCCAGCCUCUGGCAAUCUGCUUCAAGGAAAAUACGCGCUUACAAAAUCUUUCCGAGAAUGCGUAAGAAAACCUCUACAGGAAAUAUUUACUGUGGUGAUCUUACCAUGGAUGAAUUGAUGGAAGAAUUUGCAAAGCUUCCGCAGUUGGAAGGGAAGAUUGAUGGGAUUCCAAGCCGAGAUAAAAUUGCGAAAUUGUCCCGAAAGAAACGGAGACUUGCACUAGCCACAAUCCCACAAGAAUGCAAGAAAGAAGAAUCGUAUCGAAUCAUCAACAACAUAGUCUUCCCUUACCACGUAGUCUAUAUCUAUCUACUCACCAAGCAUUGGAAAGAUACCAAGGAUGAGGACGGGCUCAAGGAGAUGGUGAAACUGGCUCUUGUUCGUCUGUUGAAUAUUUACAAAUCUUCAUACAUCAAUGACUUUGAUUUAAGUUCAGCAGCAGAGGCAGCUUUCAGCUGCAUCGUCAAAGAGAAUCCAGAUAUCUUGAAGGAUGAUCUAGGGGAUACUGAUAAUGCCUUAUAUGAAUUAACCAUUAGCAGAUACAUGCAGCUUCUUGAUUACAAAUGA
Messenger RNA from Puccinia graminis f. sp. tritici CRL 75-36-700-3, 985 nucleotides. RefSeq lists its product as uncharacterized. The transcript has 5 exons. The record is from RefSeq and is a predicted model, not a curated record. Bases 167 to 985 code for a protein of 272 amino acids. NCBI's taxonomy places the organism in Eukaryota, Fungi, Basidiomycota, Pucciniomycetes, Pucciniales, Pucciniaceae.